UGCACAUCGAGGACUGAUACAUUUUUCAACAUGAUGUUCUAUUACAUGAGCGUAUGGCUUAUUGUAGCCAAGUGUCUGCUGGCCGAUGCAGCAAGUAAUCCAACAGAUAGCAUAUUCUUUCGUUUGUAUAACAGGAAUGGCACUUUUCUCGAUGUAAAUGUACGAAAUGCAACAGAAUUGGUGCCGCAGUUGAUCAGCAAUGAAACGUUAGAUAUAUACAUCCAUGGUUUUGGAGAAACCGUAAACUCUGAAGGCGCUAGGUUGGUGACGGAGGUAAUUGCACUUGAUUACCGAGAGGUCGCUAAUAUGAGCUAUUUGGACGCCGUUUCAUUAGUUGACGCUGUCGGUGCGACUGUAGCUAAUGCAUUAAACACUAUAGUGACUUCUGAUGCGAACGUUACAGUUGUACAUUUGAUCGGACACUCCUUGGGUAGUGAAGUUGCAGGAUCUGUGGGACGUCAGACAAAUUUCACAGUUGCCAGGAUAACAGGUUUGGAUCCUGCUGGGCCUCUGUUUUACCUGCUCAACACUCAUUUGUCGACGAGCGACGCCGAUUUCGUCGAUAUUAUACAUACUGAUAUGGGUGUUUACGGGUUGGCUUUGUCAAUAGGUCACGCUGAUUUCUUUCCAAACAACGGUGUCAGAGUGCAGCCUGGCUGCCCGUUGCAUACGACCUUACUGUCACCACCAGAUUACUGCAGUCAUCAUAGAUCCUACGUAUUCUACGCGGAAUCAGUGGGAAACAACGAGUUCAUAGGUGCUAAUUGUUCCAGAACUUUAGUUUUCUUCCCAGAAAGAUGUAACCGAAAUGUAACUGCUCUCAUGGGUUACGGUACUCCACCCAAUACGAGAGGCAACUAUUUUCUCACAACAAACGCACAAUGUCCUUUCUUUCGAGGGCUAAAUGGAAUACAAGGUCUUCCUGGUAUUAGCGCAGUUUAA
Habropoda laboriosa is the source of this 942-nucleotide messenger RNA. Its product is annotated as pancreatic triacylglycerol lipase-like. NCBI's taxonomy places the organism in Eukaryota, Metazoa, Arthropoda, Insecta, Hymenoptera, Apidae. Gene Ontology annotation, molecular function: lipase activity. The transcript is spliced from 7 exons. The coding region runs from base 31 to 942 and encodes 303 amino acids. The record is from RefSeq and is a predicted model, not a curated record.